This is a messenger RNA of Salmo salar (Atlantic salmon), 1661 nucleotides long. NCBI's taxonomy places the organism in Eukaryota, Metazoa, Chordata, Actinopteri, Salmoniformes, Salmonidae. The record is from RefSeq and is a predicted model, not a curated record.
UGUACAUGCUACAGCAGGGCAGAGAAAUAGACUGCAGCAUUUGAAUUUCAGACUGUGGAGAUACCUUAAAGAAAACAAACAUUUAGGGGUUUUCUUUGUUUUUCUCUUUUGUUUGGCCUUCCACAGACCCUCCAUCUUUGAGGCAGUCGUGAUGGCUUCCUGUAUGGUGUCUAUCCUCUUCCUGUUCCCUCUAAUCGCCGCCAUGUCAGCAGUAGAACCGCCAGGCUGCAAGAUCCGGAUCAUUAACAGGGGGCUCGAAAUGUUGAAGUACGAGACCCAGAAGUUUGUAGUUGAGGAACUGAGCAACAUCACCAUGCCAGAGAUGAAGGGCAAAGAGGGCCACUUCCAAUACACCAUCAAAGAGGUGAAGAUAAAUGAGCUGAACCUGACCUACGCUGACCUGGCCUUCCAGCCUGGCCUAGGACUGCUCUUCAAUGUGCAGAACUCCUCCAUCGCUCUCAGCUUCCGGAGACACAUCUUAUACUGGUUAUUCUAUGACACCGGAGCCAUCAACGCCUCUGCAGAAGGCGUGAACAUCCACACUGUCCUGCACAUGACCAGAGAUGAGUUGGGACGCCUCAAGAUCUCUAACAUCACCUGCGAUGCCUCCAUCGCCAAAAUGAAAAUGAAGUUCACUGGCACCUUGGGGAGGGUGUAUGACUUCCUGGCGACUUUUUUGACCACAGGAAUGCGCUUCCUUCUGAACCAGCAGAUCUGUCCUGUCAUGAACCACGCUGGUUUGGUUCUAAUCAACUCUUUGUUGGAGACAAUUCCAGUGCGAACAGAAGUAGACAAGUAUGUGGGGAUCGACUACUCUCUCCUAAGUGACCCUGUGGUAACUUCAAGGAGUCUUGACAUGGAUUUCAGGGGCAUGUUCUUUGAGCUCGGGAACGAGAGCAACACCUUGGUGAACUAUGCCAUCAGCCCAAUUGUGAGAGAGUAUGACCGCAUGGUGUACCUGGCUCUGUCCGAGUACUUCUUUGACAGUGGGUUGUACUCCUAUUAUAAAGCUGGCAUAUUCCAAAUGAAUAUCGCCAACGAGCAGAUGCCAAAGGAUCUGGAGAUGCUCCUUAGGACAACAUAUUUUGGCACCAUUAUGAUGAUUAACCCAGCCCUAGUGGAGUACCCGAUCUCCCUGCAACUGGAGUUGAACUCUGCCCCCAAGACAACCGUCAAGACCUCCGGGGUCACUGUGGCCAUCACUGCCAUCGUCACGGUGAUGGUGCUACCGCCCGGCAAGGCACCUGUUCAGCUCAGCAGCAUGACCAUAGUGGCCAAAUUCAAUGCCAAGGUGUCCAUGAAGGGCAAGAGACUGGGUGUUCAUGCAGACUUGAGGAGGUUUAAAAUCUACUCCAACCAGUCUGCUUUGGAAUCACUGGUGCUUAUUCCCCUACAAGUCCCCCUCAAGACUAUGCUGCAGAUCUCAAUAGUACCCAUAAUCAAUAACUGGACCAAGAGAGGCGUCGCUAUCCCUCUUGCAGAUGGUAUGGACUUCAUAGAGGAAGUGGUGGAGUAUCAUAAUGGUUACCUCAUCAUUGGGGCAAACUUACAUUUCAGCAAGGGCCUGAGGGAGAUGAUCGAGAGGAAAAUCCAGGCUGAUGCCGAGAACGCCAUCUAAAGAGAAUUCUCCACCAGCAAUAAAUAGAUAAACACCCAUCCAA